AUGACCAAGGUGGUGUUUUACAAUGAGGUGGAGAUCGAGGACUUUCAAUAUGACGAGGACUCUGAGACAUAUUUCCACCCUUGCCUCUGUGGGGAUAACUUCUCCAUCAAAGAAGAUUUGGAGAAUGGAGAAGAUGUGGCAACGUGUCCUAGCUGCUCUCUCAUUAUAAAAGAUUAUGACAAAGAUCAGUUUAUGUGUGGAGAAACAGUCCCACCACCUUCAACCAACAAAGAGUUAGUUCAACGCUGA
Cricetulus griseus (Chinese hamster) is the source of this 249-nucleotide messenger RNA. Lineage: Eukaryota; Metazoa; Chordata; Mammalia; Rodentia; Cricetidae. The record is from RefSeq and is a predicted model, not a curated record.